Messenger RNA from Musa acuminata AAA Group (dessert banana), 2013 nucleotides. RefSeq names its product KH domain-containing protein At4g18375-like. The transcript has 8 exons. Gene Ontology annotation, cellular component: cytoplasm; nucleus. Gene Ontology annotation, biological process: regulation of gene expression. Bases 122 to 1759 code for a protein of 545 amino acids. NCBI's taxonomy places the organism in Eukaryota, Viridiplantae, Streptophyta, Magnoliopsida, Zingiberales, Musaceae. Gene Ontology annotation, molecular function: mRNA binding. The record is from RefSeq and is a predicted model, not a curated record.
CACGCCAAUCUCGCUGCCGUAUCCGUUGGGACUUGGUGCUUUCAUCUCUAGGGUUUGUGGGCGACCGAAGAGGAGGGUUUGUAAGUACCGAUCAAAGAUCUCCAGAAGUGGGAUUUCAACCAUGGGUGGACAAAGAAACAGCUAUGGAAAAAGGUCCCACUCCAACUCAGAGUAUACUGACAAUGGAGGAAGCAAGAGAAGAAAUCCUGGAGAAGAUAGAGAAAACUAUGCUCCUGGGCCUGAUGAUACUGUUUACCGGUACUUGUGUCCUGGAAGGAAGAUAGGGAGUAUCAUUGGGAGAGGUGGGGAGAUUGUGAAGCAACUGAGGUCUGACACUCAAGCCAAGAUCAGGAUUGGGGAGACUCUACCAGGUUGUGAAGAGCGAGUCAUAACCAUCUUUAGUACUAGCAAAGAAACCAAUAAGUUUGAAGAUACUGGUGACAAUGUUUGCCCCGCACAGGAUGCUUUGUUUAAGGUGCAUGAGAGGCUAGUAAAUGAUGAGGCAAUGGGUGAGGAAGAUACAGAUGUUGAUACCACCCAAGUCACCCUUCGUCUUCUUGUGCCAUCUGAUCAGAUUGGAUGCAUCAUUGGUAAAGGAGGACAAAUUAUUCAAGGUAUUCGUAGUGACUCUGGUGCUCAGAUACGCAUUCUUAAGAACGACCAUCUACCAGCAUGUGCAAUUAGCAGUGAUGAACUCCUCCAGAUUACUGGGGAGGCUUCAGUUGUAAAGAAGGCACUUUUUCAAGUUUCAUCACGCCUACAUGAUAAUCCAUCUCGUUCCCAACAUCUGCUUGUUCCUGGUACACCUCAAGUGUAUCCAGUAGCUGGUCAGUUUGGGGUUCCGAAUAACAGUGCACCAAUUGUGGGCUUGGGUCCAUUGAUGGGCUCUUAUGGAGGCUACAAGGGAGAUGCAGUAGGGGAGUGGCCAUCUUUAUACCCACCACCACGUGAUGAAAGUUCUGCCAAGGAGUUCAGCUUACGUUUGCUGUGUCCUGCUGCCAACAUAGGGGGGGUUAUUGGUAAAGGUGGUGUCAUCAUUAAGCAGAUUAGACAAGAAUCUGGUGCAUCUAUUAAAGUAGACAGUUCCAAAUCUGAAGAUGAAUGCAUAAUAUUAAUUUCAUCGAAAGAGUUCUUUGAAGAUCCAAUUUCUCCUGCGAUAGAUGCUGCAGUACGCUUGCAAUCCAGAUGUAGUGAAAAAUCCGAAAAAGAAUCUGGUGAACCUUCAUAUACUACCCGCUUACUUGUACCAACUUCACGUAUUGGUUGCCUUAUUGGUAAAGGAGGGACCAUUAUAUCUGAAAUGAGGAGAAGCACACGAGCAAAUAUAAGGAUACUAUCAAAGGAAAAUCUUCCAAAAGUUGCUGCAGAAGAUGAUGAGAUGGUUCAGAUUUGUGGAGAGCUUGAUAUUGCUAGAAAUGCUCUUAUACAAGUAACAACACGUCUUAAAGCCAAUUUCUUUGAAAGGGAGGGUGCAUUAUCUGCAUUUCCAUCUUCUGCUCCGUACCAUCCUUUGCCAAUGGAUGCUCCUGAUGUGGCGAGACAUGGAGGCAGAGAUAAUAAGUUGCAUGGCCGUACAUAUUCAUACUCUGGUGCAUAUGGUCCUUCAGGUGAUUCAUUUGCAUCUAAUAAUUACAGCAGCUAUGGGGGUUCUCAGAGAGGUGGUAGUUAUGGUGCAUAUAGUGGAUACUCUUCCCGCUCUGGCAGUGCUGGGUUAUCUGGUCCAAAGCCUGUUUCCCAUGGGAAACAUCAUGGUUACUAGUAUCCCCAAUGAAUUAGGUCCAACAGCUGAGGUCUGAGAAGUCUGGAGCCAACCUAUAUGAAGCCUCAAGCCUAAACCAGAAGCCAGAUGAACAGAGUUUGAGAUCUUAUGGCCUACAUGGAACAUAAUCCACCAUUUGAUUUUUUAUGUACCUUUAGUGUUUAACCAAAUAACAUAUGCUUUGUCAUGGACAUGCGUUCUGUUUGAAGCAUUUGUAUGAACUUCAGAAUCUUAUGACUUCUUGUACUUUUGAA